Acanthamoeba castellanii str. Neff is the source of this 1245-nucleotide messenger RNA. RefSeq lists its product as uncharacterized. The coding region runs from base 1 to 1245 and encodes 414 amino acids. The transcript is spliced from 7 exons. NCBI's taxonomy places the organism in Eukaryota, Discosea, Longamoebia, Acanthamoebidae. The record is from RefSeq and is a predicted model, not a curated record.
AUGAGGGGCGUUGUGUCGCUGCUCCUGCUCGCAGUGCUCUGUUGGGCGAAUGUGGGCGUCUCGUCCGGAGGGACCAUCAUCAGCCCCUUCGAUUGCCAAAGCGCCAACUUCCACCAACCGGACACCUCGCCUUGGCUCUCCGUGUCCCGCGGCCCUGGCUUCUACGUCAGCAACGUCUUCCAGUACUGGCUCACCCAAGAAUUCAUCUACGGUAUCGACGCCACAUCAGAGUGGCUCGAAACGCAGCAGUGGCAGCUGCCGAGCGAAGUGCGGCCGGUGAACGGGCUGGUGCUGACGUACUACGACAACGCGCCCGACCAACAGGUGCUCCGGGUGGUGCUGCUCGAUGCGAGGAACUGUCUGCUCGAGUACUACGUCACCAGCGUGCGGCCGCCGGCACCGCCCAAGUACCGGCUGACCACGACCUACUGCUUCGACGCCGGCCUCCCGCUGUGGCAGAAGAUCGCGCCGGACGACAGCACCAGCAUGUCCAACGUCAGGCUCCUCUACCUCGUUUCGCUCACCCACGUCGCCGUUGUCUCGGCCGAAACCAUCCAGCCCCUGCGCAUCAUCAAGCUUCCAGCCGGCGAGAUACCGGUGACGUCGGUUGUGGGCGCCGUCUACCGGCGCAACAAGACGGGAACUGGAGCUGAUCAGCUCUUCAUCAUCCGAGGCAGCAACCAGACCCGCCAGCCUUCUUCUGAGUUUCUCUACUACCGUGUCGACACCCAGGAGUCACAGCUCACGUUUGACCACGUGACGUACCUCCAAGGCGCGUCGGACACUCUGUUUACCAAUGGCAACACCAUGGAAUUGUAUUGGACGGAGGUGGUGGCCAACCGAAACAACGACACACAAGGGCUCUUGUACGGAUACAACCUUUCGCCUCCGCACCACUUUCGCCAGGGCUCCCUCAACUUCACUUCGUGGCCACAGCUUCAAGUCAACAAGGAAGCCAUGAUGAUCACAUCAACACACCAAAGCAAUGGCCGGCUUGGCUACACAAUUUAUGCAGUGUCCCUUGAUCAAGCCCUGCCCAGCCUCCAGCUGGCUGAUUCACUCUUUGUGGCUGAUGCAACACUCCCAUCACUUGGCCAAGGCACAUUCUUUCAUCAAGACCCCCAGUACCAGGACAUUGACUUCUCAGUGGUGAUGGCCUCCCAUAAUGUGGCUGGAAAUGCAUGUCUGCAAGUGUUCUUCCACUGUCCAGGAGACUCAACAGAGUCCAGGUGCCAUAUAGGGUAA